Phytophthora sojae is the source of this 495-nucleotide messenger RNA. RefSeq lists its product as hypothetical. Gene Ontology annotation, molecular function: protein binding. Lineage: Eukaryota; Oomycota; Peronosporomycetes; Peronosporales; Peronosporaceae. The transcript is spliced from 2 exons. The record is from RefSeq and is a predicted model, not a curated record. The annotation marks the transcript as partial.
GUUGCGGUGAAGAGAGGCCAUCUGGAUGCGCUGGAUUACCUCUAUAAGCAAGGCUUUGCCUGUGGCAUCUAUGAUGCUAUGCGUCAUGCCAUCGAAGGAGGCCAAACGAGCAUUGUCAAGUGGCUGCUGAGUAAUCACUCAUUUGAAGAUGACUCCAUGUCAACACGGAUUGAUAAUUGUGCCGAGUACGGCCACCUCGAGAUUUUAAAGCUAUGUACUAAGUGGUUUCAAGCGAAUCUCGAGCUAAAGUGCAAGGCCGAUACUAUGGACACUGCAGCGACCCACGGUCAUUUAGAAGUGGUGAAGUGGCUUCACGCGAACCGGUCCGAGGGAUGCACAGACCGCGCAAUGAAUUGGGCAGCGAGAAGCGGCCACUUGGACGUUAUACAGUGGCUGCACUAUACUUGUGCUGAGAAGUGCCGUAGUGAUACGAUUUACAGGGCUGCGGAACACGGCCACCUCGAAACGGUCAAGUGGCUCUACGAACACUGUUCC